Pezoporus flaviventris is the source of this 1523-nucleotide messenger RNA. RefSeq names its product methionine adenosyltransferase 2A (gene MAT2A). The record is from RefSeq and is a predicted model, not a curated record. Gene Ontology annotation, molecular function: ATP binding; methionine adenosyltransferase activity. Gene Ontology annotation, cellular component: cytosol; methionine adenosyltransferase complex. The coding region runs from base 32 to 1219 and encodes 395 amino acids. NCBI's taxonomy places the organism in Eukaryota, Metazoa, Chordata, Aves, Psittaciformes, Psittacidae. The transcript is spliced from 9 exons. Gene Ontology annotation, biological process: S-adenosylmethionine biosynthetic process.
CCUCCCCGCUCCGCUCCGCCCCGCCAGCGCCAUGAACGGGCAACUGAACGGCUUCCACGAGGUGCUCAUCGAGGAGGGCACGUUCCUCUUCACCUCCGAGUCCGUGGGCGAGGGGCACCCAGAUAAAAUCUGCGACCAGAUCAGUGACGCUGUCCUGGACGCCCACCUCAAGCAGGACCCCGAUGCCAAGGUGGCCUGUGAAACGGUGGCAAAGACGGGGAUGAUCCUGCUGGCCGGGGAAAUCACGUCCCGCGCGGCGGUGGACUACCAGAAGGUGGUUCGGGACACCAUCAAGCACGUCGGUUAUGAUGACUCCUCCAAAGGCUUUGACUACAAGACGUGCAACGUGCUGGUGGCGCUGGAGCAGCAGUCGCCCGACAUCGCUCAGGGCGUGCAUCUGGACCGCAGUGAGGAGGACAUCGGUGCUGGGGACCAGGGGCUGAUGUUCGGCUACGCCACGGAUGAGACGGAGGAGUGCAUGCCGCUCACCAUCGUCCUGGCGCACAAGCUCAACGCCAAGCUGGCCGAGCUGCGCCGCAACGGCACCCUGCCCUGGCUGCGCCCCGACUCCAAGACGCAGGUGACGGUGCAGUACAUGCAGGACCGCGGCGCUGUCAUCCCCAUCCGCGUGCACACCAUCGUCAUCUCGGUGCAGCACGACGAGGAGGUGUCCCUGGACGAGAUGCGGGAUGCGCUGAAGGAGAAGGUCAUCAAGGCCGUGGUGCCGGCCAAGUACCUGGACGAUGACACCAUCUACCACCUCCAGCCCAGCGGCCGCUUUGUCAUCGGCGGUCCCCAGGGUGACGCCGGCCUCACGGGCCGCAAGAUCAUCGUGGACACGUACGGGGGGUGGGGGGCACACGGCGGCGGCGCCUUCUCGGGGAAGGACUACACCAAAGUGGACCGCUCGGCAGCCUACGCCGCGCGCUGGGUGGCCAAGUCCCUGGUGAAGGCCGGGCUGUGCCGCAGGGUGCUGGUGCAGGUGUCGUACGCCAUCGGGGUGUCCCACCCCUUGUCCAUCUCCAUCUUCCACUACGGCACCUCCCAGAAGAGCGAGCGGGAGCUGCUGGAGAUCGUCAAGAAGAACUUCGACCUUCGCCCCGGGGUGAUCGUCAGGGACCUGGACCUGAAGAAGCCCCUCUAUCAGAGGACCGCAGCCUAUGGCCACUUCGGUAGGGACAGUUUCCCUUGGGAAGUGCCCAAAAAACUCAAGUACUGAGGAAAAUCCUGGCCCUUGUCAGGCUUUUCCCCCCACCCCGGCGGGCGUAGGCUACAGAGAAGCCCCUGGGCUCUGGGGGUAAGAGCUGGGCCCGUCCCCAGCCCCCCCCUCCAUGUCUCUCCCUCUUCCCUCUCGCCAUGGGUUCCAUGGGGACCACACGUGGCCUCGCCCCCCCCCCAACCCCUCCGGCUGCUCUUGAAACCUGGUGGCACAUCCGAGUUCAGAGAUGGCAAAAAGCCCCCCCCGAGGGGGGGUUAACACCGUGUUCCCCCCCCCCACCUCACGGUGCAGAUGGAGCUGGGGG